AUGGGCGCCUCGUCUGUGACCGGUGGCAGACGAAGGAGUACCUUAAGCUUCUUACGGCGGUUCAGCCGACAUUCAAGCCAACCGAAUGAACAGACAAUCCCCAUUUUGGGGGCAGUCAUUGAUGCUGAUGGGGAAGUCAAACAUCUUGAGACUGGUGAUGAUGCUUUCUUUGAAUUUACAGCAGCAAUAAGUGAUGCUGAUGUGAUGAAAUUAAUUGAGACGAUUCGAGAAGAUGAUGUAGAUAAAUUUUCGACAUUUGAUUACAAGCUUAUUGAGGAAAUUUCAAUGAAUGUGAAACUAACUGACUUGCCGGCUCGUAGCUAUCUGGCAGAUUCGUUUUGGAAAAGUUUGAAUUGUAUUGGACUUCUCCACUUGGUCUGUCUUCUGUCAGCUCAUUCAAUCCUCGAUAUUCUUCUGCGAAGAAAGACUCCCUUUUCAAUGACUGAGGAAAGUGUGACACCAGUUCACAUCUGUGCAGCUCUGGGAGAUUAUGUGGGACUUCGAAAGCUACUUGACGCAGAAUUUCCACACCUUACUCAAGACCAGCUCGGACGCCUACCCCUUCACUAUGCUGUUCAAACUAAUCUUCCGACAGUGAUAAUGCUACUAGCCAUAGAUACUGGUCAACUGGAUGCAGUGGAUUUUGGAAAUAGAAAGCCUCUGAUGUUUUGUCAAUAUCAUGACCACGAAACUGUCAGAGGGUACAUAAUUAAACUCAUCGAAUCAUUAAAUUAUGAGAAAAUUGAUAAUGGUCUGGGAAAUGAGAAUAAAAAAGACUUACAGGAUGCGAUAGUACGCGAUGCUCACUGGAAGUUACCCCUGAACUUUGAGGCCUACCUGUGCACUAAAAUAAGGCCAAUGUACUGAUGGGUGGAUGGAUCUAAGACUAGUUCCGUUAGGUUGAAAAGAAUUUUUAAUCAGUUACUUGCCUACAGUCUUAACAGACGCGAAUACUGUGAGUGUUCAGGUGAUUGUGCUCUCCAUGAGAAGUUCUGUGAAAUUGAGGAUCUCAAUGAACUUAUAGCAAGCCGAACCAAGGACUAUAUCAAACGUCCAACUAACACUUUUGGACAGUUUGAAACACCCUCUUCAAAUGUCAUGGCUGAGUUCGUCCGAAUAGCUGAUGACACUAGAACGGAAAAGCUCUCUUUCCUUUUCUUCGACGUUUGGAAGUUGAAGCAGCCUGAUCUUGCUCUCACUCUCUAUGGAUCAUUUCCUCCUUCGAAGUCACUUCAAAAGCGAUUCCUCAAAAUGGUCGUAACUGUGGUUCAUAAGACGCUAAGUUGGGUGAUAACAGACGGAAUUUUCGAUAGUAUUGCUGAAGUGAUGUCAGACGGAAUGCAUGGUUAUGCAGAGGCCUAUGGACUAUCAAGGCUUCAAGUCAUUGGUAUAGCUCCUUGGAGGCACCUAACGCUUCAAUCAGAGCUUCACUCUUCCAAUUAUUCGGGAUGCUAUCGAGUCAGGUUCCCAGAGAGGGAGAAGAUAGUGACAAUUUACCCACAGAUAGCACCAUUUCACACACGGUACCUCUUCGUCGAUUCUGGUGGUAAAAAUGACACCACUUGCAUUCAGGAUUUCCGUGCAAGGUUUGAAACCUGGCUUGCCAAUCUCAAUAUAGAGGUGGAGUCAUUUGAGCUCUCGCACAAUGUCCCGAUUUGUGGAAUUCUUGUGGCAGGAAGGCCAGAGCAUGCACUGGGUGUUUACCAGGCUCUACGCAAUGGUAUCCCAUUCGUAGUUAUUGCGCUGUCCUUUGCUCUUGAUUUACAGACAAAAGAAAUGACACCUUUCGUGAAGAGUUGUUUGCUGAAAGACAAGGUGCACUUCCUUCGCACUUUCGCCGAUGUUGGUUUCAACAUGCACGAAUUCGCUACCACGAAGGCUGUCGAAGAAUUGUACUCUGUGGAAACUCAACGAAAUGUAAUGUUACCUGAACAUCACGGAUUAUAA
Messenger RNA from Rodentolepis nana, 1947 nucleotides. The record is from the annotation of a GenBank genome assembly. NCBI's taxonomy places the organism in Eukaryota, Metazoa, Platyhelminthes, Cestoda, Cyclophyllidea, Hymenolepididae.